AUGAUCAACGCGGUCCUCGUCUUCAACAAUGCCGGCCAGCCGCGCUUGACAAAGUUCUACACCCAGCUCGAGACCAGCGUCCAGCAGCGCCUGAUCUCCGAGAUCUUCACCCUCGUCGCCAACCGCCCCAACUCGGCCUGCAACUUCCUGCCCCUCCCUCCCCUUCUCCAACAGUCGAGCAAGUCCUCCACACCUUCUACCCCGCACAAUGACACCCCCUCCCUCGUAACCUACCGCCACUACGCAACCCUCUACUUCAUCGUCAUCAGCACCUCGACCGAGUCCCCCCUCGCCCUCCUCGAUCUGAUCCAAGUCUUCGUGCAGGCGCUCGACGGGCUGUUUGAGAAUGUGUGCGAGCUGGAUCUGAUCUUCAACUUCGAGACGCUGCAUGCGGCGCUGGGCGAGAUGAUCGUGGGCGGCGUCGUCGUCGAGACGCAGCUCGACAGAGUGGUGGAGGGAGUCAAGGCGCAGGGGAGGGUUGCGAAGAGGCCGGUAAAUGAAGGGAAGGGAUUGGGCGGGUUUGAGGGGUUAGGGAGGGGCGGCGGCAUGUGGGCUGGUCGGUAG
This is a messenger RNA of Ascochyta rabiei, 564 nucleotides long. Its product is annotated as Sigma-adaptin 3A. The transcript is spliced from 2 exons. The coding region runs from base 1 to 564 and encodes 187 amino acids. Gene Ontology annotation, cellular component: intracellular membrane-bounded organelle. Lineage: Eukaryota; Fungi; Ascomycota; Dothideomycetes; Pleosporales; Didymellaceae. The record is from RefSeq and is a predicted model, not a curated record. Gene Ontology annotation, biological process: vesicle-mediated transport; protein transport.